AUGCGUCGCUUCGAGGGACAACUUGCUGUGAUAACGGCAUCUACUGCUGGUAUAGGCCUUUCUAUUGCUGAGAGAUUUGCAUCGGAAGGGGCUCUUGUAGUAAUCAGUUCAAGGAAACAAAAAAAUGUUGAUGAAGCUUUAGAGAAAUUGAAAGGAACAGGGAAAGUGAAGGGGAUUGUUUGCGCUGUCAACAACAAAGAGCAUCGACAGCAAUUGUUUCACUUUGCAACUACUGUUGCAUUUCCUGAAUUAGAAUUUCGAAAAAUUGAUGUCUUGGUCAGCAAUGCAGCAUGUUCACCAUACUUCGGAGAAACCCUGCAAACGCCUGAACGUGCGUUUGACAAGUUGUUUGAAGUUAACGUGAAAGCAACAUUCUUUCUGAUUGCUGAAGCGCAAAAUUUCUUAACUGAUGGAGCCUCAAUCCUGAUCAUUUCUUCCUACUUGGCAUUCAAUCCAAGCUCACCUAUUGGAAUUUAUGGUGUCACAAAGACGGCCUUGCUCGGUUUAACCAAAGUUCUUGCAAAUGAAUUGGGCCAACGGAAAAUAAGAGUGAGAUGA
Condylostylus longicornis is the source of this 558-nucleotide messenger RNA. RefSeq lists its product as uncharacterized. Lineage: Eukaryota; Metazoa; Arthropoda; Insecta; Diptera; Dolichopodidae. The record is from RefSeq and is a predicted model, not a curated record. The transcript has a single exon. Gene Ontology annotation, molecular function: oxidoreductase activity. Bases 1 to 558 code for a protein of 185 amino acids.